Molecule: messenger RNA, 117 nt
Organism: Chondrus crispus (carragheen)
Lineage: Eukaryota; Rhodophyta; Florideophyceae; Gigartinales; Gigartinaceae
Exons: 1
Coding region: 1-117 (38 amino acids)
Source: RefSeq, a predicted model, not a curated record
AUGAGUUGUGCUGAAUUCUGGCAGUCAAGUAGACUUGUAAGCGUCGCACCAUUCCUCAGGUUUUGGACGAGGAUUUGCUUGAUCUCAGUCUCAGAAAUUGGGCUGGACAUCGGAUAG